AUGUCUUCUCCGGCUGAACUGUUGGCAGCCCGUCACGCUGCGGUGUCAGAGCCCACAUCAUCUGUUCCUGCUACCGAACCGUCGGUCGGUUCGUCCAGAGGAACAGAUGUGGAGCCAUCAACUGCAGCCACUUCCGAGGAACCUGAUGAUGAGCUUCUGGUUUCCGUGAAGCCUUUGAAGAUCAAUGAAGAGGCCUUCCCAGUACUGGGUCACGAGGUUUCCUCAUCUUCUUCCAAACCACAAUGGGGCCCUCUAAUGGUGACCAACGUGGUCGUUUCCAAAACAAAAAAUGGCAAAGAAAGUCCUGCGAUUCGUUCUCAGAACGUUUCUGAGACGUUUUUCAUAGACGGGGACCAGCAGGCGGACAUUUCCAGAAGCGAAUUGCUCAAGGUCCUCAAUAAAAUCAAGGUUGAGAAUGGGGUGAGUAUCGAGUCUACGUUUUCGGCCAAGACUGGAAAGAGAACUUUUCUACUGAAUGGGCCCCAGCAAAAAGUCAAGAAGACGAGGAAGCAGAUUCUUAAGGAGUUUACGAAACCAGUGGUCGUCAAAUUCACAAUUCCGGCCAAACUCCGUUCCGUGGUGAUUGGAUCAGCAGGCAAAACUUUGAAGCCGAUCAUUGAGGAAUCGGGCGUUAAAGUUGAUAUCGGGAGAGAAAGCACUCCAACCCCACAAUCUGAUCUUCCAGAAGAUGAUUUCUUCAAUAACGUGGUUCCUGUUGUGCUUGAAGGUGACGCUGAAGGCUGUGAGAUCGCUAAAUCUAUGAUUAUUGCAAUCGUUCACGAAAACACCAAGAAUUUAUCUGUGAAAAUACCGAUUUCCAGCAAAUUGAAGCCUUUUGUGUAUGCUGAGGUCAGCAAGAUCCAGCUUCCCGAGGGCGUUGGCAUUAAUGCUCCUACCCGUCAACAGCGGUUCUCCCAUAUAUCGGUAGAAGGUCCCAGAGAGUCUGUGCAACAGGUUAGGGAGACUAUCAAGGAUUUGCUCGCGGCCUUGGACUCUACAAUUGUGUCUGAGUUAAAGACUGUUCCAAAGGGUAUACACGAGCUUUUGGAUCCCAACUACAUAUACGAUACUGCCAAUGUGGUGAUCCGCGUUCCAGAUCUUGACGAUCCUUCCUCGCAGGUUGAGUUCAUUGGUACAUCUGCUGAUAUUGCAAAGGCCGUUGUCAUCGGAAAGGAGAGAUCCCAAGACUAUUUUGUGGAUGCUCUCAACCUUGAAAAGUCUCACGGUGGUAACUACGAGCACGCCAAAAUGCUGGCUGCCUAUUUUAACUACUCGGGAUUCUUUGACGAGCUGAGCGAGAAACACAAUGUUAGGAUUGCCAGUCCUUCUUAUGACUUUUUGGCUGAUAAGUCAAACAAAGUUGUUGGAAUCAGGAUAAGUUGUAAGAGAGAAACGAAAGAUGCUGUUAAGGCCACCAGAAAAGAAAUCGUCGAUAGGGUGAACAGCAUUUCGCCGUCAUUUGUUAAGGUGGUUGAAGGUGUUGACCCUUUUGUCUCCAAGUCGAUUGACACAACGGUUGCCGUUGACAAUGGAGUUGCUAUUGUGCCUCUUGGAUCUCUUGUCAAGAAAACGUUUUCCACAGCUUUAAUCUUGGUCUCUCUUCCUGAAGAAGGCGAGUUUGUGCCAUCUCUUGCAGAGAUCGAUGCCAAACUCAGAACAGUCGAGGCCUCGUUUGCUGAGCUUAUUGAGAAGUCAAAGGAUAUUGUCACCCGUGUAGUUGAGAUCCCUUCUGCUGACCAAGAACUUUUGGAAGGCCCACAUGGUUCUUCUCUGAGAGUUCUUGUGUCUGAGCUUGCUACCGAUUCAGUGAACAUCAAGUUCCACCAGAACACCGAGGGUUCUUCUCCAGACAGCUUCUUGAUCCAUGGCUUCAAGGAACCAGUCUCUAAGGUUGAGUCCGGUCUUGAAAAGGCUAUUUACGAUGCCAAAAACUAUGAGACUGCUUCGAAGUAUAGCUUGUCUGUUCCCUUUGCCAGAUCGCUUUUAGCCAAGUUAAUUGGACAGAAAGGCUCCAACCUGAAUGCAUUGAGGGAUGAAUUUGAAAUCAAAAUUGACGUUCAUGACAGGAAGGAAGAUGCCGAGACCAGCGAUAUCAAGCUCACUGGUUUAGAAUCGAAUGUCUCCGAAUGCUGCAAGAGGUUGGACAAACUUCAAAAGCAAUGGGCAGACGAAAAGACACUCAGACUUCAUGUGGAACAGAAAUACCACAAAAAGCUGAUUGGUCCAAAUUACUCCUAUGUGAACAGACUCCAAGAUAGAUAUUCUGUUUCAAUCCACUUUCCACCUGUGAAUGCCACCAACAAUGUGGACGAGGUUGUCGUCAAGGGUCCUUCGCGUGGAGUUGCCAAGGUGGAGGAAGAGCUCAAGGCGUUGUUGCAGUACGAAAAGGACAACGGCUACAAGGAGACAAUUAAAGUGCCAGUCAAGGCGCUUUCCAGAGUGAUAGGAAAGGGCGGUGACCGCAUUAAGGAUAUUGCUGCGGUUACGGGUGUGGAGAUCAACUUCAACGGCGACGACGAAGACGAGAAGAAGGCUGGAUUCACAACAUUUGAGGUUGUUGGUAGUCGCGCAGCUAACAAGGAGGCAAUAGCCAAGAUUAAGGAUAUUGUGGACGAGUUCGACAACCACGUAACUCUCAGUGUUAACGUUAACCCCAAGUAUCACUACGCCCUCGUUGGCCAGAACGGUUCUGUGAGGAAGGAAAUCAUCCGCAAGGCUGGCGGUGGCGAUGCUAUUGCGCCCAGGUGGAGAGAAUACAUGCAAAUUCCCGAGAAAUCGUCUGGAAAGUCGGAAAUUGUUUGCUCCGGAAAGGAUGAGGUGGUGAAGUCGAUCAUAGCUCAAAUCGAGAAGAUUGUCCACGAUCUCGAGAACGUGAUUACCGAGGAAGUGGUUGUGCCCAAACAGAGGCAUGGACGGAUCAUUGGAGCUGGCGGGUCGACGAGAAGAGACAUAUGUUCUGAGUUUGGUGUAACGAUUGAUAUUCCAAAGCUUAACGUUGAGUCGGACGUGGUUAAGGUGACCGGAUCGCCUGAAUCUGUCGAGAAAGCCAAGGCAAAGAUUGUGAGUCUUGUCAAAUAA
Kuraishia capsulata CBS 1993 is the source of this 3078-nucleotide messenger RNA. RefSeq lists its product as uncharacterized. NCBI's taxonomy places the organism in Eukaryota, Fungi, Ascomycota, Pichiomycetes, Pichiales, Pichiaceae. The coding region runs from base 1 to 3078 and encodes 1025 amino acids. Gene Ontology annotation, cellular component: nucleus; cytoplasm. The transcript has a single exon. Gene Ontology annotation, molecular function: mRNA binding. Gene Ontology annotation, biological process: nuclear division. The record is from RefSeq and is a predicted model, not a curated record.